CUCUCUCUUCUUUUUCUGUUGUUAAUCAUCUUUUCAUUUACUAUUCCCUUCACUUCCCUCGCCUCGCUCUACAUUGGGAACGCUGUUUGACCAUGUUUUCUCCAGACAAAUGGGAGGUUCUCUCUGAGAUUAACAGCGUGCUCUGCAUCACAAUCGUCUGUUUCUUCCUUGGAAGAAAACUCUCUUCACAACAAGGUCCAGCGCAUUAUGCCCGUAUCCUUGUGCUAUCCCUUUUCUCGGUAUCCUGGGCAUUCAAUUUGAUUUCAACACUUCUUGUCAGCACAAACAACAACAACAUCUUAUCAUGUAGUCUUAGCAUCUUCAUGUGCAUCACACUCUAUGCCAUGAGUAAGAUUCUAAUAUAUCUGUUUCUCAUCGAAAAGAUUUAUGUUGUUGUAUCCAAUGAACAAUCAAGAUAUGAAAGCAAGCUAUAUCGUAUCAAUAUAGUAUUGUUGCUACCGUAUAUUGCUAUCUUUAUACUGAUGAUCGUGUACCGCACUGCUUAUAUCAUGGACGACGGCACCUACUUUUGUCACAUCGGUUUGGGUUUGCCUGCCACAUUAUCUUUGGUGGCAUAUGAUUUCUUUAUCACAACGUAUUACACACUCAUGUUCUGCAGAAUGUUGAUUUGGCCUGCCGAAGGUGCAUCCGGCGCACCAGGUACUCAGACAUCACUUCGUUAUGUUGCCAAACGCAAUCUUGUUGCUGCUGUUGUCGCCUUGAUUGUCUCCUCCGCCAAUGUGGUGAUUCUAAUUACCUUGGAUGGUGUAGAGCGUGGUCUUGUGUGCUUAACUUCGUGCACAUUGGACGUCACCAUAAAUGCGACUGCCAUCUUCUGGGUUACUUCCCAUCAAUCUGAAAUCGAGCAUCUGAAUAGACAGAGGCUGGACCGCAAAGUCAAGCUCGAAAUCAAGCAACAUCAAGAAGUCAUCAUCAUGCGCGAAAUUGCCACUCGUCUAUAAGUACCAACCCAACGUCACUUGGUCUGGUCCAUCUCAGAUAAUACUUUUGUUUUGCCAUCAUCAGUCUUUUUUUUAAUCCAUUAUCCAUUUUGUUCCCCUCCACCCAUUCUUCUUGUGAUUAGUCUUCCUUUACAUAAUUUUUUUUUGUG
This is a messenger RNA of Umbelopsis ramanniana AG, 1111 nucleotides long. RefSeq lists its product as uncharacterized. The record is from RefSeq and is a predicted model, not a curated record. NCBI's taxonomy places the organism in Eukaryota, Fungi, Mucoromycota, Umbelopsidomycetes, Umbelopsidales, Umbelopsidaceae. The coding region runs from base 93 to 962 and encodes 289 amino acids. The transcript has 2 exons.